This is a messenger RNA of Acanthisitta chloris (rifleman), 1863 nucleotides long. Its product is annotated as proprotein convertase subtilisin/kexin type 6-like. The transcript is spliced from 14 exons. Lineage: Eukaryota; Metazoa; Chordata; Aves; Passeriformes; Acanthisittidae. Gene Ontology annotation, molecular function: serine-type endopeptidase activity. Gene Ontology annotation, biological process: peptide hormone processing. The record is from RefSeq and is a predicted model, not a curated record. The annotation marks the transcript as partial. Gene Ontology annotation, cellular component: membrane; cell surface.
GGUCGCAGGGGUUUGGGGUCCAUUUUCAUCUGGGCAUCAGGGAACGGCGGCAGAGAGGGUGAUUACUGCUCCUGUGAUGGCUACACCAACAGUAUCUACACCAUCUCCAUCAGCAGCACCACCGAGAACGGUUACAAGCCCUGGUACCUGGAGGAAUGUGCUUCCACCCUCGCCACCACCUACAGCAGUGGAGCUUUUUACGAGCGGAAAAUAGUCACCACAGAUCUCCGGCACCGCUGCACAGAUGGCCACACUGGCACCUCCGUGUCUGCCCCCAUGGUCGCAGGCAUCAUCGCCUUGGCUUUGGAGGCAAACCCCCUGCUCACCUGGAGGGAUGUUCAGCACCUGCUGGUCAAAACCUCACGGCCAGGGCACCUGCGAGCGGCUGACUGGAAGACCAAUGGUGCAGGGCAUAAAGUUAGCCAUCUAUAUGGCUUUGGGCUGGUGGAUGCUGAUGCUGUUGUGGUGGAAGCCAAGAAGUGGAAGAUGGUUCCUCCCCAGCACGUCUGUGUGGGAAGCCUGGACAGGGUGCCCAAGUACAUCCGAGCAGACCACGUGCUGCGUGCCAGCACCCUCAGCAGUGCCUGUGCUGAGCACCGUGACCAGCACGUGCUCUACCUAGAGCAUGUCGUGGUGCGGCUCAGCAUCUCCCACCAGCGCCGAGGAGACCUCCAGAUCAGCCUCAUCUCUCCAGCAGGGACCAGGUCGCAGCUUCUCGCCAGGAGGGUGUUUGACCACUCCAACGAGGGGUUCAAGGGCUGGGAGUUCAUGACUGUCCACUGCUGGGGGGAGCGAGCAGCAGGGGAGUGGACCCUGGAGAUCCAUGACACACCAUCCCAAGUGCGCAACCCUGCCGUGCAAGGGAAGCUGAAGGAGUGGAGCCUCAUCUUCUAUGGGACAGCUGAGCAUCCCUACACUGCGCUGGGUGGGCCCCAGUCCCGUGGGAGAUCAAUGGAAGUGUCAACAUCAGAGAUGGAGCCAUCGAGAGCUGCCUUCCUGCAGAGCCAGGUGGAGGUGGCAGAGGAAGAAGAGGAGUAUGCAGGUCCGUGUCACCCUGAGUGUGGUGACCAGGGCUGCGAUGGCCCCAACGCCGACCAGUGCUUGAACUGCAUCCACUACAGCCUGGGCAACAUGAAAACUGGCAGGAUGUGUGUGAGCUCGUGCCCCGCAGGGUUUUUCGGUGACAAAGGUGCCCGGAGGUGCCGCCGGUGCUACAAGGGCUGCGAGCGCUGCGUUGGAAGGGGUCCCACCCAGUGCACAGCGUGCAAGAGGAACCUCUACCACCACCAGGAGAUGAACACCUGCGUGGUGCUGUGUCCGCCCGGGUUUUACGCCGAGGAACGUCAGAAACGCUGUCUGAAAUGUCAUCAAAGCUGUAAAAAAUGUGUCGGCGAAGCAGACAAAUGUACUGCAUGCAAAGAGGGAUUCAGCCUGGCAGGUGAGAGCUGUGUGCCAGAGUGCCAGCCUGCCAUGUACCUCAGCCGGGAGCCCCGGCGGUGUGAGACCUGCUCUGCCAGCACAGGGCCAGGUGAGGAGGACUGUGCACCCUGCACCCCUGAGGGCCCUGCACCACACUGGCGCUGCGUCCCUGCCUGCCGUGAGGGUUUCUACCCUGCUGACAGCCAUGGGCUGCCCAACAAAGUCUGCAAGAGGUGUGAUGACCACUGCUCAGCCUGCGAGGGCUCCAGUGGAAACUGCCUCAAGUGUAAAGAAGGUUUCAGCCUCCUCGGUGGCUCCUGUGUAAGAAAUGAGACCUGUACCAACGCUGACAAGACUUUCUGUGAGAUGGUGAAAUCAAACAAGCUCUGUGAAAAGAAGCUGUUUGUGCAGUUCUGCUGUCAGACGUGUCUUAUGGCCGGGUAA